GUUGAGCAAAGAGUUGAUAAAAACAAUGACAACAAUAGUUGUAAUAUUAAUCAAAUAAAAUCAAUGAUUGAAGAAAAGUCAAGUAAUUUGAAAUUAUCUGUAAACAAGAUAUUGAACCAAAGGUUAGCCGUUGAUAACAAUGACCAGCGAGUAGUGGUCAGUGACUACAAUAUAAUUUUCGGAGAAGUCAGUAAUAAACCCAAUGAUAAUAAAGAUAUCAAUCAUUUUACUAAAAUUGAUAGUCAAGUAGUAGUUGACUGUCGAAAGCUUAGAUCAACUAAUAAAAAACACCGACUGUUGAUAUCAAUAGUAAUUAUAAUGUAGACGAAGAUAGCGAUGAAACUGUUAUUUUUGAUGAUUAUAUCGAUAACUUAAGUGACGAUAGUUCAGACAAUAUCGAUAAAGUCAACGAUCAACGAGUUGUUUGUAAUGAUGAAGACGUCGUUAACAGUGAUGGACAACAGUUCCGGUGUUCAACAAAGGGCUGUCGUAAAGCAUUUAAGAUGAGACGGCAAUUGACAGCACACGUGAAGCUAAGUCACCUACAAGUAUAUCAAUGCGAUUACAAUGAAUGUCAGUAUAAAACGGACAAUAAAUAUGUAUUUGAAAAACACAAAUCAAGACAUCGUUCUGGAGAUCAGUUAUUUAAAUGUAAUUUCGCCGACUGUUCCGUUACAAUGAACACUAGACAAGCGCUCAGACAUCAUCACCAACAGAGUGUACACAACCUGAACACUGGAGAUCUUCCAUGGCUUCAAUGUCCGCACUGUCCGUAUAGAAAUAAAUUAGAAAAUCUACUAAAACGUCAUAUGUUUGUACACACAAAACCGUUCAAUUGUGACGAUUGUGAUCAAUGUUUUUCAAAUUCAUUGUUACUAUCGGCUCAUAUGUCCAAACAUACUGGUAUGAAAAAAUACCGGUGCAAAUGGCCUGACUGUGGUAAAUGUUUUGCUAAAAAAGAGAGUCUCGACAAUCAUAUGGAAACACAUUCACGACUUAAGGAAUACCGGUGCGAAUGGUCGGAUUGUGAGCGAACUUAUACGACUAAAAACUCACUGCAAAUGCAUGUCGAACGACAACAUAAGGGAAAGGGAGUCUACCGGUGCCAUUGGACCGGUUGUGAUUAUCAGACAACUAAUACUAUACUAUAUCGAUAUCAUCAGCAAAAACAUGACGGAUCGGAACCGGUAUAUGAAUGUCAAGCAAUUGAUUGCAAUUAUAAGACAAAAAUGAAAGACACGUUUGACAUACAUAUACGCAUAAUUAACAUAAUUAGAAUGUCUCUAAUAAUUAGUGACUCGUUGUGUGAUUUAAGUCGAUAUCAAUUGUAUUCAAUGGUUAACGCAUUGAGACGUGAAGUCCAAUGUCUGACAACAGAUCUCUUAAGAUAUCAAUUGUUUGCCGAAAAAUAUCGACAAUUUUUGAAUGAAUUGAAUGAAAAUAUCGGUGAAAUUGGUAUUGAAUUUGACGAAGACUUGAGACAAAUGAGACAACAAUUGAUAGCUUUGAGUGACGACAACGACUGUGAGGUUGCCAUCAAUGAAGACAUCAUUAAUCAUGACAUGAAUUCAAGAUAUUUGGACAAAGAAUGUCAAACAAUAAGACACGACAUCAGUUCAGGUGAUAGUCAUUACCAGAAAACACUUCUUCUUGUUAAGAAUGAGUACAAUCUGGAAGUCGAUUGCGAUAAUAAUAAUGACAUUAAAAAUGAGACAAAUGUCAAUCAAAGACCAUUGAGAGGAUGUAAUGACAAACAAAAAGUGAUAACAUUUACUGAAAUGAAGAGAAUGAGAAGGAAGAAGAAUAAGUCGUCGACUAAUAAAGAGUUCAAUCAGAAGAAGAAGAAGAAAAUGGUGAAGAAUUCACCAGAAGAAGUGUUGGUCAUCGAUGAAGAUAUUACGAAAACAACUGAUGAAUUAACAAAUCUUGAACAACAAAUUGAUAUUCAAUUAGUAAAUCGACCAGAAAUUAGUCGCCGACGAGGACGAGGACGACCGCCCAAAAUAGUAUUAAGUAGUGAUAAUGACAACAACGACAAAGACAUGAAUGUCGUGGACACGACUAAGACAAAGCCGACGACAACAACUAAACUACAGCACAAAUGGACAUUUGUUUGCGAUUACAACGGCUGCGGUAAACGUUUCAAAACUAGUCACACACUAAACUAUCAUAAGGAUCAGCAUAUGGGUGUCCAACCGCGCUAUCGGUGCGAUUGGCUCGAUUGCGGCAAAUCCUAUGCCACCAUUGAAUCACUGGUCAAUCAUCGACGCUAUCAUUCCGGUGCCGGUAGUUCUGGCGACGGUGUGACGAUCGAGAAAUACCGGUGCAAUGUAUGCGGCAAACAGAUCUCGUCGAUGAGUAACCUACGAAAACAUCGGGUACUGCACCUGAACCGGACCUACCGCUGCCGAUACGAGGGCUGUAACAAACAAUUCAAAUCGCCAGUCAAUGUGGCCAACCAUAUGAAACAUCACGAAAAACCAGUCAAAUGUACUGAACCCGGUUGUACCUACCGGUGCUUGAAUAAUGCCAAACUUCGUAUCCAUCAGUACUCACAUUUACCCGAAAGUGCCAAACCGUUUGUCUGUCAGAUCCAGGACUGUUCAAAAGGCUUCAACAGUGACCAAGCAAUGACCGAACAUCAACUUCGGGUACAUCCGGCGGCUAUGGUCGACACCGAAUGGAUCGACUGCUCGAACACUGACUGUACGUUUCGUACUAAGUCUACUAUUGCCUAUACUGAACACACCAACAGGCAUACUGGUCGCUACCGGUGCCCGAUAUGCAGCCGAUGUCUGACUCAGGCACAUCAGUAUACGGUUCACAUGCGUACGCAUAAUACUGACCAGAAAAUCCGAUGCGAAUGGCCCGGCUGCGAACGAAUGUUUACCAACGAUGCCACAAUGCGCGACCAUAUGAACGUACAUACCGGUGCCAAAUCGUACAGGUGCUCGUGGCCCGGUUGCGACAAACAGUACGCUACCCGACACAAACUGAGCUAUCAUAUAACGUUCAAACAUCGGGGUAAAGGUUGUUAUCGGUGCCAGUGGUCUGGUUGUGGCUAUCGGUCGAAACAAAAAGAUCUGUUUGAUAGACACCAACGACAACAUGAAAUAUCUAUUACCGGUGAGGAUGGCGGCGAAAAAUCUACCGACGCUUGA
This is a messenger RNA of Oppia nitens, 3161 nucleotides long. RefSeq names its product zinc finger protein 729-like. NCBI's taxonomy places the organism in Eukaryota, Metazoa, Arthropoda, Arachnida, Sarcoptiformes, Oppiidae. The record is from RefSeq and is a predicted model, not a curated record. The transcript is spliced from 3 exons. The coding region runs from base 504 to 3161 and encodes 885 amino acids.